Aspergillus aculeatus ATCC 16872 is the source of this 2235-nucleotide messenger RNA. RefSeq names its product putative cholinesterase. Bases 1 to 2235 code for a protein of 744 amino acids. Lineage: Eukaryota; Fungi; Ascomycota; Eurotiomycetes; Eurotiales; Aspergillaceae. The record is from RefSeq and is a predicted model, not a curated record. The transcript has a single exon.
AUGCAGCUUCAAAUUCUUGCGGGGACCCUGCUGCUGGGCCGUCAAGCUCUUGCAGUGCCAGCUCCACUAACGACUGGCAAAAGCCAUGUCCCCAACAUUGACUCUUUGGGUACUCUCCAGGCCCUGAAGUAUAACGACUUAGGCCCUCAGAAUAAUGGUACAGCCGCAGUUCUUGUCCAUGAUCGUCUCUCGAGUUUCGAAGCAGAAGCCCGGUGCCAAUCGAUUGGAGAAAGACUUUACCAAGCGCAGGAGAUCUCACAGGUCAACAGCACAGAGCUAGCAUACCAGCUUGACUAUCUCGUUCAUGUUCAGGACGUCCAGCCCAAUGAAAGGUUAUGGGUUUCUCAGGCUACUCACAACGAUUGCCGCGCCUUUUCCCUUGAGCAUAAGAAGCUUGUGUCGGUGUCCUGUGGCUUUCAAUUGCCCGCUCUGUGCACCUCCAGUGUUCCCCCUACGACGGACCAGGAUAGAACAGCUGUGAACUCAUCCAAAAUCUCCAUUGAAUCCGAUGGGUAUCGCAUGACUGGCUACCGUGACGGACGGUCGUUUCGCUUUUUGGGUAUUCCUUUCGCCGAUGCUCCAGUGAAAGAUCUGCGCUUUGCACCACCGCGCCCAUACUCCGGGCCCCGUGAUAUCGAUGCAGCGAAGAUGGCCAACUCCUGCAUCCAAUCCGUGUCAGGCUUUGGCACCUUGGAUAAUGGCGGCAUAUCCGAGGACUGUCUCUACCUGAAUGUCUACACCCCUAUCCUCCCUGCGAAGACAACCAAGCACUCUAAGCGCAAGCCUGUUGCAGUCUACCUCUAUGGAGGUGCGUUCACCGAGGGGACCUCAGCGAUGGUGGACUACGAUGGAGGCAACUUCGCCAGCCGCAACGACAUUGUCGUUGUCACGCUCAACUACCGCGUCGGCGCCCUAGGCUGGCUCACUAUCGGCAACUCAACGACCGGCAACUAUGGUAUCCGGGAUCAGAUCAUGGCCCUGAAAUGGGUCAAGCAGCACAUCAAGGCAUUCGGUGGAGAUCCUGACCAAGUCACUAUCUUUGGCCAGUCUGCCGGUGGCCAGAGUGCGAUUGCCUUGCUUUCUUCGUCCGCAGCCCAGGGCCUCUUCAGCGGCGCCAUCGUCCAAUCCGCCCCUGUUGAUCUGCCUUGGUUCACGCGCGGAGUCUACACCGACAUCGUUACCCCUCUCAUCUCCAGUGCCGUAGGCUGCAAUGGGACCACGUCUGAGAGCACUCUACUCUCUUGCCUCCGCUCUGUUCCAGCGAGCAGGUACCUUGACAAUAGCACGGAGUUUGAGGCCGCCACAGCCGCUAGCGCUAAAGCCCUCGCUACCGGCUGGCUACACUCCAGCGACCUCCUCGCAUCCAUCGAGCCCAUCCUCCCAAUCGUCGACGACACCGGAAGCGGCGUCAUUGACGAUCAAUUCCACACCCUUCUCGCGGAGGACCGCCUCCCCAACCGUGUCCCCGUCAUUUUCACCACCGUGGCCGACGAGGCAGCCCUCUACGUCGACGCCGAAGUCACCCAGAGCAUGGGAUCUUCCGAAGUGGCUCUGGCGGAGAUCUUCAGUCUCGCCUACCCUUCGUCGCUGGCGAAAGCCCUGAUCGCCUCCGAUGCCUUCUCCACGAACCCCAACGCCACCGACAGCGUCCGUAAUGUCGCCGCCGAUGCCCUUACCCACAGCGAAUGGACCUGCCCGCAAUCCUACCUGUUGAACCUGGCCACCGCCAACACAACCACCAACACCACCCUCCCCGAGAAACAAUUCCCCCACCUCUACCAAUUCUCCGUCCCACAAGGCCACAUCCAAACCACCGUCGGCACGCCCGCCAUCUGUUCCCCCAACCAAGACAAGAACGCUACUUGCCACUCCUCGGACGUCCUCCUGGUCUGGGGCACGCUGAACAGCAAGACCCAAAAUGUCGCCCCCUACUACGGCCCCAUGGACAUCCAGCACUCGCAGCUCCUGAACGACAUCUUCGCCUCGUUCUUCCGCACCCGCAACCCGAACCCCGAUGUCGAGGCCCUGCAGCUCCGCGGCCCCGCCUACCGCUACUCGUAUGAGACCUUCGGGGCCCGCGGCUACCGCAUGCCCGAGUACCGCGGCAACGAGGAUCCGGUCGUCGCGUCGCUAGGCGUGGUCCCGGGCGUCACGGUGAACCCGGGGCGGACGGCCAAGUGUAGGGUCUUCGAACAGCAGGGGUUCACCUUCCAGAAGGCGGAGUUGACCGUUUAG